AUGAGUGAAUCAAUCCCAAAACAACCAAAAGAAUCCACCAAUCUAUAUGAAGUAUUAGGUGUUGAUAAAUCAGCCAGUGAGUUAGAAAUCAAAACAGCGUAUCGAAAACUUGCACUCAAGUAUCAUCCUGAUCGUAAUGCUGGCUCUAUUGAAGCUGCUGAUAAAUUUAAACAUGCUAGUGCUGCUUAUGCAGUACUAAGUGAUCCUAAUAAACGUCGUCAGUAUGAUGUAGCAGGUGAUAGUGGAAAGGAUAUGGAAUUUGAAAGUGUCGAUGUGGAAUCAAUGGGUGGUUUUGGUCGUGUUGUGGGUGCUCUCUUUACUAAAAUUGGUAUGCCCAUUCCUACUCAAAUCUCUCAAUCAGUACUCUCAGCUGCUAAAGAUUUAUGUGAUGCAAGAAACAAUUCAACACAAUUACCACAUGUUACACGAAUGGUAUUUGGUAUGGAACGUCAUGCAAAAGUAGAUAAACAGGAUGCACAUUUUUACAAAUUACAGGUCGAUAAAGACAGAGAGUCGGUUGCAUUUAUGUGUCGUUCAGCUACUAAGAGUAAAUUUAAAGUGGUAUUAUUUGAUCAACAUGGAGCUGUGCGUAUGGUCCAAGAGUCGGUCAAGAAAGCGCGUUGUACGGCUGCAGACAUGUAUUUGUCAAGUACCGUGGAACUGAUGGAUUUGAAUCCAGAAAUGUGGCCAGGUGCGAAUAGUGACUCGGAUUUGCCGGAGAUCUUUAGCAAAUUGACGUUAUUUGAAGUACGACGCACCGUACCACUAGACAAGGGUGAACAUUUGUUUUGUGUAUACGGAGACAACUGGCUGUCGGCAGUGAAAUACUCCAUCAAGUGUCUAAAGAUUGACGAACGGUCACCAGCACUACGCAGUAUUCAGCAGAGUGAGCACGAACUGGUGGGGAUCAAGCAUGAUCUUGAUGCAUUGCAAAAGGAGUACGUUACUGCCAAGAAGGCUUUUGAAGAAGUGUGUUCACGUGUUGAAGCAAAGCAAAGCCGCACUGAGGAACUACUGCAGCAGCGUGAACAGUCAUACGAGUCGUUUUUGGCUAGUUGUGAUCCCAAUCAUGCUACUGGCGCAUUUGAAGAAGCUCGGGGCUCUAAUGCCUCGCAACACGGACAGAGGGGGUCGCAAAGCGAGGCUGCCAGUCCUGCCGGCAACAUCCGCAACAUCUUUGGCGGGUUCCAGAAUCGCUUCUUUGCGGGUAAGGAGCGCACGAGCUCCACGGACACUACUAGCAACGCAUCCUCUCACAGCCAUUAA
Peronospora belbahrii is the source of this 1266-nucleotide messenger RNA. The record is from the annotation of a GenBank genome assembly. NCBI's taxonomy places the organism in Eukaryota, Oomycota, Peronosporomycetes, Peronosporales, Peronosporaceae.